GCUGCAUUUGUUUGCUUUCUUUAGCAGUUGAGUCAUGGAGACAAGCAGUUUCCAGAGCCAGUUGUUGUCCGUGGUGGAGGUCCUGGCCCAGGCUGCUGUGGCGGAGAUAAACCGGCGUGUGGAUGAUAGCUGCGCGGUGCUCCGGCUGGAGCUGAGCCAGAGCCGGAGGGACAUCGAGCUGCUGAAGAGCAAGUGUGAGGUGAUGGAGGCAGAGCUGAGGAGGAGCAGGAGAGCCAGGAGAGUUUGCAACAUUUCUGCAGACGAGACAUUUUCCUCUUCUGCGGAGGUUUUAACCAAUCAGAGGUCCGACUGGGACAGACAGGUGGAGUCUCCGAAUACACACCAACAGUGUUCAGACAGUAAACUUAACAUUGAAGCUGAAAACGUGCUGAUCAAGCAGGAAUGUGCAGGGGAUGCAUGGAGGAGCGAUGCACAGGAUACACAAAGUAAAAAGUUGCAUUUACGGCAUAAAGUGGUUAAAAACUUGUAUUUUAAGAUGCAUUUCCUGGUUCUCCCUUCAGUUUCUGAAACUGAGCAGCUGCCGUGUUUCAGCGCCACAGAGCCGACUCAGACGGAGAGCCUUCUAGAAAGCUACCGCUCACCUGGAAACUCUGCAGACGACUACAGCAACACGCUCCCAGAGCAGCAGCUCAGCAGAAACCUAAAUGAGGCUGAAUUUUUUGUGAAACACGAGACUGAAGAAGAGCCCAGAGAGAACGCUGCUCCGCUCAGCUCUGGUGGUACAUCUGUGACAGAGGAAGCUGACGCACGGUUGUGGCCAAUCAGAGAUGAUCCAAGCACCUCCUACGCUUUAUUUGGGUCUCAGGACAGAUCACAGGACGAUACGAUCCCCAAAAUUCACGUGGAGGAGAAAUUUCAUUCUGGGCAUCUGAACUUGAUGAAGGCGAAGAGACGAGUAAGAAGUUUUGGAUGUAGGAGACCGCAAACAGAUCAAAGACUCGGCUCUUUGUCCCAGAGUAAUUCAAGCUCCAUUCCUCAACAAUCACAGGAUCCAUGUAGAGACGAGACACUACACGAGGAGAAUCCAAAUUACAUGGUGGCGACAAACAGCACCAUCACUGCCUUCUGGCAAAGCUGCAGCAGCUUCAACCCAGCGAGGAGGAUGAGGAUGCCCCAGAGGUCCGGCCUCGGCGAGAAGAGGUUCACCUGCUCUUACUGCGACAAAACCUUCACGAGGUUCGGCCAGCUCAAAGAGCACAUGAGGAGUCACACGGGUGAGAAGCCAUUCAGCUGUAAGCAGUGCGGCCGCAGCUUCACCAAGCAGUGCAACCUGAUCCGACACGCGGUGGUCCACAGCAGAGAGAAACCGCACGAGUGUUCGCUGUGUGGGAAGUGCUUCACGCAGCGCUCCAGCCUCACAUCGCACCAGAAAACGGCACAUUAACGCACAUUCCUCUUUUUCUGGUCGUUACUGUAGGUCACUUGUUUAUUUAUGUGUUUAAAUGUGUUCCUGUGUUAGAUGGAAAAAUAAAACCACAAGCAAAAGGAAUCAAAGAGUCGUAUUUGUGUCAUUUGAUAAACAUUUACAACUUCUAAGCUUUGGAGUCAACCCAAUCCAACAUGGCCACCAUAGCUGAUCACAAUCAUGAGCAAAUGCAGAUGGUCAAAGUAUCUAAGACUCAUUCCUAAAACAUACUCUUCUUGUUACUUGAUAGCACAGCAUUUUGCAAUAUGACCCAAGAUGACACAAAUUUAAAGAUUUGACCAAAACAUCAGAAUGAAUAAAUCGCUUUGAUUAAACCCGUCUGGCAAAAAAUUCAGCUAAACGAUCUCAAAAAGCAACACGUCGUACCCCGUUCUAAAGAAAAGCAAGAACUAAAUAAUCCAGAACGUUCAAAACCCUGCAGGCCUCACUUGGUUAAGGUUAAAGGUCAACAACAAGAAAGACUUUCACAGGGAAGUCCCCAUGCUGAAACCUCUGAGACAAAAAUGCCACAAGGGCCUGUUCCACAUUUAGAAAGGAACACUAAUAAUUCCCAAGAGAAAAUAUUCACAAUACAAUAGUGAAACUUUCUGAAGUGUGUCCCGUCAGCUGCUGCUUAGCAACAGCCGGGCAUGGUGGUGUUAGUGUGAUGGCAUGUGGCUGCUUCAGCAGCAAUUGAUGGUACCACGAAUUUUCUUCUGUGGCAGAAAAUCCCAAAGGAAAAUGUCUGACCUUCGACCUUUACCAGAAAGUUUAUGGUGGAAGAAACUCUGAUGAGGCUAAAUUGAAACAAAUUGUACAAAACAAGCCCCAAAAGCUACUAGAGACUCAUCAUGACAAACAUUUGAGUCUCCAAGCGCAUUACAACCAGUGAGAGAUCACUGUUAAAUCUGACCUGAACAAUCAGGCGCCGCCGUUUCAUGACUGACCUCAGAUCUCUGCGUUGCUUCGUUGGGAUGUGAUGUCAUCAGUCAUCUCUGAAAACAACUUCUUUAAGAUGUCUGAAAAGC
Molecule: messenger RNA, 2454 nt
Organism: Nothobranchius furzeri (turquoise killifish)
Lineage: Eukaryota; Metazoa; Chordata; Actinopteri; Cyprinodontiformes; Nothobranchiidae
Product: gastrula zinc finger protein xFG20-1
Biological process (GO): regulation of transcription by RNA polymerase II
Cellular component (GO): nucleus
Molecular function (GO): DNA-binding transcription factor activity, RNA polymerase II-specific; RNA polymerase II cis-regulatory region sequence-specific DNA binding
Source: RefSeq, a predicted model, not a curated record